AUGAAACAAGUAAAUUAUCCAUUCAUUUUAUUAGCAGUUCUUUGCAUGUUAAUGCCAAGUUCCAUUUUGGCUGUACUUCCUGGAACUUGGCCAGCAAUGGAUCUUCCUCCUCCGACAAGUGAUAUAUAUACAAACCUUGUAAAUUUAACGAAGGUCAGUCAGGCUCCAGUAAAUCCACUAAAUUCUACAUGUCCGACUGUUAACACUUAUUGCCGUUGGACUUGUGAUAAUUGUAUCCGAAGCAAUGAUAUUGUUAGCUGUCCAAACAAACUUGAUUGGGCUCUUACUUUGGAUGCUGGACCAAGUGAAUAUACAAGUACGGUCCUAAACUUUCUAGACACACAGAACAUCAAAGUUACAUUCUUUGUUGUUGGUUCUAGAGUAUAUCAAUAUCCUGAAAUCUUGCAAAGAAUUCUUAAAUCUGGACAUGAAAUCGGUGUACUUACUUGGUCAAAUUCUUGGUUAACAACACAAACUAAUGAACAAGUUAUUGCAGAGCUUAAAUGGACAAUGGAUGCAGUAAAAGCUGCUGUUAAUAUUACACCUAAAUUCAUGCGUCCACCAUUUGGAGAUUAUGAUGAUCGAAUUCGGGAUAUUUCAACUCAACUUGGUUUAAGACCAGUAAUUUGGGAUUUAGAUACUUAUGAUUGGAAAUCAGAUGGUGAUUCAACUUUUAAUUUUUCUUGGAUCGUAAAUAAUUUCACUCAAUGGAUAGCCGAUCCAAAUCUUAACAAUACUGGUCAUAUAUCUAUUGAAUAUGAUUUAUAUAAUCAAACCGCUGCACAAGUUUCUUUAGUAGUACCAAUUCUAAAAAAUGCUAGUUAUAAUAUUAAGCCAGUUUCUGUUUGUAUGGGUAUUAAUCAUCCAUACGUUGAAGAUGUUAAUUUGGAUGGUACACCUUUACCAAUACCUACGAAUACUUCAAAUACGACUUUAAAUGCACCUAAUUCUGCUACUAAUACAACAAAUCAAAGUAAUUCAAAUAGUUCAAAUAGUUCAAGUAGUAAUCAUACACCAAUAAUUAUCGGAGUCGUAGGUAGUAUCGCGAUUUUAAGUUUAUUUGUAAUUAUUGCACUAUUAGUAUGUAAGAAACGUAAGAAACGUCGAUUUAAUUCUGUAGCAGUAUUUGGUGUUAAUGUUGAAGAUCGAUUUCAAAAAUUUUAA
This is a messenger RNA of Cetraspora pellucida, 1164 nucleotides long. Lineage: Eukaryota; Fungi; Glomeromycota; Glomeromycetes; Diversisporales; Gigasporaceae. The record is from the annotation of a GenBank genome assembly.